Messenger RNA from Ilex paraguariensis (yerba mate), 1143 nucleotides. NCBI's taxonomy places the organism in Eukaryota, Viridiplantae, Streptophyta, Magnoliopsida, Aquifoliales, Aquifoliaceae. The record is from the annotation of a GenBank genome assembly.
AUGUUGAGAGAAAUGAAAUUGAAUUCUCGAGUAUUUUUUUCUGUUAUAGGAAUCCGAAGUGAAACAGGAGAGCAUAUUGGUGCUUGUGGAUCAUGUGCUGUGCCUCUUGGUGCAGUUUCGAAAGCAAUCAAGGUGGUCAAGAAGGAAGGAAUUGAACACACUGAUCCUCUGAUCAUUACUCAAGCUUCAUCACUAGGCUUAGCUUCCAAAACAGUAGGAAGCUUGGAAAUCCUGCGGGCAGGUCUUCUACUAGUGGAUUCUUCGUAUGUGGAUAUUUUCAUAUCCAUCUGUAGAUCACCUGAAUUUCCUGGUGAUGAAUUGUUUGGGGAAAUCUCGGGAGUGAUGAAGCCUGGUGGAAUGAUUUUGAUUCACCUGACUUCUCAGUCUGCUACAGGGAACAUGACAACCUCUUCUGUUGAGCGCAAAUUACUUUUGGCAGGGUUUUUGGAUGUACAGGUUGUUCUAAUGACACAAGUUGUACCAUCAGAAGUUGUCCAGUCUUUUGGGAUUACGACAAAGAAGCCUUCUUGGAAAAUUGGUUCAUCCUUUAUUAUCAAGAAGGCCUCGACAAAUUUACCCAAGGUCCAUAUUGAUGAUGAUGUGGAUCUGAUUGAUGAAGAUAGCCUCUUAACUGAAGAGGAUUUGAAGAAACCCCAGUUGUUACCUGUUGGUGAUUGUGAGGUUGGAAGCACAAGGAAAGCCUGCAAAAAUUGCACCUGUGGACGGCCUGAGGAAGAAAAGAAAGCCGAGAAGCUAGGACUGACAAUCCUCAAUCAGCUUGUAGCAGUUGUGGACUGGGUGAUGCUUUUCGGUGCAGUACAUGUCCAUACAAGGGUCUUCCUCCAUUUAAACUGGGUGAGAAGGUUACUUUACCUAGGAAUUUUUUGGCUGCGGAUGUCUAAAUACAAAAAAUUCAAGCUGGAUGUAAUGUCAUUAUUUUGAUGUUUUGGAUACCACAGGAUUAGUAGGUUCAUCAACUGUAAGUCUUUGUUUCAAGAUUUUGGGUGUAGUUUUUUCUCUGCCUACAUGUUGCGUAGUCCAUUGUAUGCUCAACUCGUCUGCCAAGAGGAAAAUUUUUGAUUGUGUUUUUACUGAACCUUUCAAAUAGCCGAAAGCAUUUAUAGAGAAGAAAUGAUUUGGUGG